Molecule: messenger RNA, 2380 nt
Organism: Cygnus olor (mute swan)
Lineage: Eukaryota; Metazoa; Chordata; Aves; Anseriformes; Anatidae
Gene: TEPSIN
Product: TEPSIN adaptor related protein complex 4 accessory protein
Exons: 12
Coding region: 303-2240 (645 amino acids)
Cellular component (GO): trans-Golgi network membrane
Source: RefSeq, a predicted model, not a curated record
GUGAUGGCGGCGCCGCUGCGGGACCGGCUGUGCUUCCUGAGCCGGCUCCCGGUGCUGCUGCGGGGCACGGCGGACGAGGACGGGCCCUGCCCCGGGUACGUGCUGGAGGAGAUCGCCAAGAUCUCCCGCGAGUCGCCCGGCAGCAGCCAGUGCCUGCUGGAGUACCUGCUGAAGCGGCUGCAGAGCAACUCCUGCCACGUCAAGCUGAAGGUACGGGGCCGUGUGGGGCCGUGUGGGGCCGCGUUGGGCUGUGCGGGGCUCUGCGGGGCUGCGCUGGGCUCUCUGGGGCUGCAUGGGGCUCUAUGGGGCUGCACGGGGGCCGUGCGAGGCUCUGCAGGGCUCUGCAGGGCUGCGCGGGGCUCUAUGGGGCUGCGCUGGGCUCUGCGGGGCUCUGUGGGGCUGUGCAGAGCUGCGUGGGGCUGUGCGAGGCUUUGCAGGGCUCUAUGGGGCUCUGCGGGGCUGCGCUGGGGCUCUGCAGGGCUGCGCUGGGCUCUGCGGGGCUGCACGGGGCUCUGCGGGGCUGCACGGGGCUCUAUGGGGCUGCAUGGGGCUGUGCGGGGCUGCGUAGGGCUGCGUGGGGCUGUGCGAGGCUCUGCAGGGCUACGCGGGACUGCACGGGGCUCUGCGGGGCUCUGUGGGGCCGCGCAGGGCUCCAUGGGGCAGCCCCAGCCCCACGGGAGGGCUGCGGUGCGGCCGCCUCACCCCCAGCCCCCCGCGGGCAGGUGCUGAAGAUCCUGCUGCACACAUGCGCCCAGGGCUCCCCCCAGUUCCUCCUGCAGCUGAAGAGGAACGCCGUCUUCAUCCGGGAGGCUGCAGCGUUCGCUGGGCCCCCAGACCCCCUCCAUGGCAACAGCUUGAACCAGAAGGUCCGGGCGGCUGCACAGGAUCUGGCCAGCGUUCUCUUCUCGGAUGCUGCGCUCCCGCCGCCUGCCACGCCGCCUGCCCGUCCCCUGCCUCCCGCGGGCAUGGGUUCCAAGCCCAGCCCCUGCAGCUCCUUGCAAGGAUUCGGCUUCAGCAGUGAGAGGAGCGGCUCCGCCUCGGCAGGUGAAGCCCUGCUCAGCACCAUCCAGCGAGCGGCCGAAGCGGUGGCCAACGCCGUGCUCCCGUCCCCGGAGGCGCCCCGGCCUCCCUGCAGGGAGCUCCACGAGGACGCCUACCGGCCCGUGACCGCUCCCUCUCCCUCCAGGAGCUCGGCCGCCUCCGCCAGGCCUCCGGCAGCCCCCGCAGCUCGCAGCACCCGAGCGAGCCACCAGCCGGGGCUGGCCGGGGGCGGCUGGGAGGAGGCGGACAGCGGGCACAGCUCGCAGGACUCCUCGCAGGACAACGGUGACCUGAGCCGAGCCUCCGACUCCUACAGCAAGUCGGGCAGCGACAGCCGCUCCGGGGCCAGCAGGGACCUGGCAAACGUGGCCGAGAGGGCGGAUGCUGACGGCCUGGGCGACUGCCUGCGGGAGGUGAGCCUGGUGUCGGCGCUGACCCAGGGCGCCCGGGUCUUCCUGAGCAGGGAGGAGGCGCAGCACUUCCUCAAGGAGUGCGGGCUCCUGAACUGCGAGGUGGUGCUGGAGCUGCUCAGCCGGGCCCUGCAGGACCCCAGUGACAGCGUCCGCAUGCGGUCCAUGUGCGCCAUCUCGUCCCUCAUGUGCUCUGACCUGCUGGCCCUGGACCAGAUCUUCGCCGUGACGCAGCAGCACCUGCAGCAGCUCAGCCAAGGCAGCCCGGGCCCUGUGGCCAACCGAGCCACGAAGAUCCUGCGGCAGUUCGAGGCUCUGUGCAGAGGCCGCUCGUCCCCAAAGAGCCCUCACGCGUCCUCCGUCCUCGCCGAAGCCUCGUCCCCAUGCGCUGCAGACCUGCUGACGGACAUCCCCCCCCUGUCCAGCGAGGGCAUCCUCCAGCCCCUGAGCGCCGCCCCGCUCCCCGCUGCUGCUCCGGCCCCCGGGGGAGAGCCCCGGCUGGAAACGGAGCCCCGGGGGCAGCCCGGCCCCGCGGCAGCAGCCAGCCCGCGCGAGAAGGAGGCAGCGAGCAGACUGCUUGGGGACACGUCCGCCGCGGCUGCUCCCACCCGCAGCCUGUCCCUCUUCGCCGGCAUGGAGCUGGUGGCGCGGCCGGGCACGGUGCUCGCCCCGCUCUCUCCCCCUGCGGAGCCGCGGACGCUGCCCCAGCCCGAGGACGGGGCUGGUCCCGGUCAGAGCGAGGCCGAGGGCGGCCGGGAGCCUUCUGCCUUCUCCUUCCUCAACGUGUAGCUGCCGUGACGCCCGGCCCUGGGCAGCCCCGCAGCCCCUCCGCGCUGUCGGGGGCUGCUGGGGGGGACGUGUGCCUUGGCUCCCCCCCCGGCACCGGGGGGGUGGGAAAUAAAGGAGCAGCCCUGCAGGGGCGAGCGAAA